CGACGUCACUUUGGGGGGCGGUCACGUAGCGAAAACAGCCUAUAGGAAUCUGGUUUGAUGUUUGAGAGACCGGAGAACCAGCCAAUAGAUUUCCAAUAGUCAUAUCAAAAUAAACAAGUGACCAAUGGUAAGCUACGAUGCCUUUGCGAGCUCAUACAUCUUACUAAAGAUGUAUGUCUUACUUUAAUCUUACUAAAGAUUAAAGAAGGCAAUUGAAACAGUUAACGUUUAUUAAAAUCUACUGGGAUGUUAAUAAAAAAUUCCCAAUAGGGUUUCAAUGUGGAAAAAGCCUGUGACUGUAUUGUUAUCUAGGAGUGACCAUAUAAUUACUAUUUUUGAAAUGGUAAUUUUAAGUAUAGACUUUUUAUUAGAUUUCCAAUGCCUUUGAAUCUGCUAUGAUCUCCUGCACUAAAUUUAUUAUAAUAUUAUAGUAUUUUCCCUGCACAACUGCGGAGCUUUUCUUUUAUUUUCAUGACGUUGUCGUUGGAGUUUAUGGCGGGAGAGGGCGCGCGUUCGCGCGAGAGUGAUUGACAGUUAGAACGUCGGUUGAGAAAAUUUGCUGCAUUGAGCCAUCAUGGCGUGUGAACAGAACUUGCGCCCUGUUCAGAACUGCCAGAUGCUGCCGGAUGUGGUGUCCACCGAACAGCAGUCGCUGGUACUUGUGAAAAAACUUCUAGCCAUUGCUGUCUCAAGCAUCACUUACCUCAGGGGUCUUUUCCCAGAAAAGGCAUAUGGACGCAAAUAUGUUGGAGAGCUGAAAGUCCUGAUCCUGCGAGAGCAUAGCUGCCCUGGUGCUCAGCAGAUUGUUCAGUGGUUGCAGGGGUGCUUUGAUGCACUUCAAAGAAGAUACCUGCGCAUGGUUCUUCUAUCAAUUUACUGUGAUCCAGACAAUCCAGAGAAAGUGACUGAAUGUUACCAGUUCAAAGUCACAUACACAGAGAAUGGACCUCAGAUGGAUUUUGAGAGCAAAAGCGGCCAGAGCCUGACUAAAAUGGCCGGUGACAACACCCAGAAAUCCAGUACGCUGCUGGUGCGCAAACUUUACAUGCUGAUGCAACAUCUCGGCCCUCUGCCUGAUGACGUCUGCCUCAACAUGAAACUCUUCUACUAUGAUGAGGUGACUCCCCAGAAUUAUCAGCCACCUGGCUUUAAGGAGGAUGACAACGGGACACUGAUAUUUGAGAGGGAACCAGUAAAUCUGAAGAUAGGAGAGGUGGUGACACCUUUUCAUAGCCUCAGAAUGAACGUCACCACUGAGCGGAAGAGAGUUGAUGAGCCUGAUGAAGAUGAUAUGGAAGUAUGUGUGAGUACGAAAUGGUCUUUGAAAAUGUUUGAGGAUGGGACAAUGUCUGAAACUUCAGUUCAGCAGGAGUUUAUGACAAAGGAGAAUGUCAUUACUGAUGCUGGCAUUGAAAUCUCAGACACUCAGGAGAACUCACAACAGCCUCACAGAAACAGCAAGGAGGAUCUUACAGCAAUUGCAAAGAUGGACAAUCGUGUAAAGAAAACUGAUGAUCUUAAGGUGGACGCCAGGAAGACCAGAAGUGGACGCAUCUUUGAGCCUCAGAUCUCUCAGUUGCAGUUCCCGCUAAGCCAAGAUCCCCAGCCAUGUGCCCCAAAGAGGCGCAAACUCAGUGUAUCCAAAUAACACUUUGACUAGGACACAAUAUUUCCAGUAGAAUCACACAGCAACAUACUUACCCAUGCUGUUUAAUGUAUUUUUAUUUCAUUCAUUCAGUAGCAGAAAUGAUUUGUAAAACGUUUAUGGUUCAAGGGCAGUUCUAAAUUGUGCAUUUUGUUAUAAAUGUUAAAAUGCAUUUGAUUAGUCAUAAUUUGCUUUCAGUGCCAGGACUUGAUUUUAAUCAGUGGAUGGCAUAGUUAGUCCACUAGAUGGCAGCAUGCACAUUGCAUCAAAACAGUGAUUCCAAUAAAAACAUGUUUUUUUGUGGUGAAGCA
Molecule: messenger RNA, 1956 nt
Organism: Pimephales promelas (fathead minnow)
Lineage: Eukaryota; Metazoa; Chordata; Actinopteri; Cypriniformes; Leuciscidae
Source: RefSeq, a predicted model, not a curated record